AUGCUUUUCGCAGUACUCUCACUGAUACCUCUCUUGUCUAGUUUUGCGGAGGCCAAACUUAAAGAUUUUUAUACUUUUAAAGUCGUAAAUAGCAGGGGGAAAUUAAUAUCCUUGGAAAAAUACAGGGGUUCGGUUUCCCUGGUGGUGAAUGUGGCCAGUGAAUGUGGCUUCACUGAGGAGCAUUACACUGACCUUCAGCAGCUGCAGCGAGACUUUGGGCCCUACCACUUCAACGUGCUGGCCUUCCCCUGCAACCAGUUCGGCCAGCAGGAGCCAGGCAGCGACAAGGAGAUUGACAGCUUUGUACGGCGGGUCUAUGGCGUUUCCUUUCCUCUCUUCAGCAAGAUUGCUGUUGUCGGAAGCGGGGCCAACAAUGUUUACAAGUACUUGGUUGAGUCAUCUGGGAAGGAGCCCGACUGGAAUUUCUGGAAGUACCUCAUUGAUGUUAAUGGGAAAGUGGUGAAUGCUUGGGGGCCAACUGUCUCUGUCAAAGAGAUUCGACCCCUAAUCGCUGAUAUGAUCCGGCAGAUCAUCCUGAAGAAGAAAGAAGAACUUUAGUCCGGAGCAUCUGGAAGUCCCCCACUAGGGAUACACCAUGAAAACAAAAGCCACUAAAAUUCACAGCAGGACACCAUCAGACAGAAAAGGUACAGUUUUUUAAAAACGUGUCUGAUCAGGACCCACACAUUUAAGUUUGUUUACAGCACAAAGGCAUGAUCUUAGCAUCUGUCAACAUACAAUAUUCAACUUUUUUUCAAUGCUGACAACAAAAUACAAG
Messenger RNA from Megalops cyprinoides (Indo-Pacific tarpon), 778 nucleotides. It is a transcript of the gene gpx7, whose product is annotated as glutathione peroxidase 7. Bases 1 to 558 code for a protein of 185 amino acids. Gene Ontology annotation, molecular function: glutathione peroxidase activity. Gene Ontology annotation, biological process: response to oxidative stress. The transcript has 3 exons. The record is from RefSeq and is a predicted model, not a curated record. NCBI's taxonomy places the organism in Eukaryota, Metazoa, Chordata, Actinopteri, Elopiformes, Megalopidae.